CUCUCUCACUCCCUCCCUCUCUCUCGCUCGCUCUCUCUCUCUCACCAUCUCUGAUUAGAUAUACUGAUUCCUCCUUUCAAUGGACGUCAUUUAAGCUCAGACUCCUGCCUUGAGUUGCGUCCUCCGCCUCACGCCCGCUUUCCGACUAUUCUUUUACCCUUUUAUUAAGUAUUUCUGUAAUAUUAAUGGCCAUGAAUGCGCUUUAUUAGCAGUCCAAGAGGGAGACGAAGAGAACGGCUCUUUUGCUAAUAUGAGCUCAAGCGACGGGACGACAGCAGUGUGAUAGAAGAGCCAGGAGUGCGAGGAGAAAAAGAGGCUUUUCCGAGAGAAACUUUUCGACUCAAAUCCUCCAGCACCGCCGAUCACCAGCAUUUUUAGAGCCAGAUGAAGGGCAGCGGGGAUCUUAACGUUUCUUUCUGAUGGAUUAUCAUCCUGCUACUGUGGCACAUAUCUGAUCACCGGGGCCGCUGUGAUCUUGCAGGAAGAGAAGAGUGUUUUUUUCGGGGGCUUCAUUUUUGUGUGUGUUUGGUUUUGCGGGUUAUUCCCUUUGCUCGCCCCCUCCAAACACUCGGUGUUUUUGAACUGAUUAUUCUUUGCUUGAGUCGCACUAAAAUCCUUUCAGAUGUUAGUGCACAGUUUUUCCGCGAUGGAUCGCCACGACGGCACCAGCAAUGGGACAGCCAGGCUACCUCAGCUGGGCGGCGUGGGCCAGAGUCCCUACACGAGCGCCCCGCCGCUCUCCCACACACCGAACUCGGACUUCCAGCCCCCGUACUUCCCCCCGCCAUACCAGCCCAUCUACCCGCAGUCUCAGGACCCUUACUCGCACGUCAACGACCCGUACUCCCUCAACUCCCUGCAUGCCCAGCCGCAGCCGCAGCACCCGAGCUGGCCGGGCCAGAGGCAGAGUCAGGAGAGCGGCCUGCUGCACCAGCACCGCAGCCUGCCCCACCAGCUGUGCCGGGAGUACCGCAGGGAAGUGCUGCUACCGUCCGGCCACGGCAUCGACACGGGACUGUCGGACUCUAUCCCUAUCCAUGGAAUACCUCACUCUUUAGAAGACGUUCAGCCUGUUGAGGAUCAAGGAAUUCACAUCCCCGACCAGACUGUAAUUAAAAAAGGUCCAGUAUCUUUAUCCAAGAACAAUAAUGUUUCCUCCAUCCCCGUAAAUAAGGACGGACUUUUCGGAGGGGUGGUGAACCCAAACGAGGUGUUCUGCUCGGUACCGGGUCGCCUUUCCCUCCUCAGCUCCACAUCAAAGUACAAGGUCACGGUGGCCGAGGUGCAGAGACGCCUCUCGCCGCCCGAGUGCCUCAACGCUUCACUGCUGGGCGGGGUGUUGAGGAGGGCCAAGUCUAAGAAUGGAGGAAGAUCCUUAAGGGAGAAGCUGGAUAAAAUCGGCUUGAAUCUACCUGCGGGCAGACGCAAGGCAGCCAACGUCACCUUGCUGACGUCACUAGUCGAGGGAGAAGCUGUGCAUCUUGCCAGGGAUUUUGGUUAUGUAUGCGAGACCGAGUUUCCAGCCAAGGCAGUAGCAGAAUAUGUAAACCGUCAGCAUUCCGACCCAAACGAACAAGUCCAAAGAAAAAACAUGCUAUUGGCCACGAAGCAAGUGUGCAAAGAGUUCACGGACCUGCUGUCCCAGGACCGUUCGCCGCUGGGGAACUCACGGCCGCAGCCCAUUCUUGAACCGGGAAUCCAGAGCUGCUUGACCCACUUCAGUCUAAUCUCGCACGGUUUUGGGACCCCGGCACUGUGCGCGGCCGUCACGGCCCUGCAGAACUAUCUAACCGAGGCUAUCAAAGCCAUGGACAAAAUGUACCUCAACAACAACCCAAACAGUCACUCAGAUAACGGCACUAAAGGCGGAGACAAAGACGAGAAACACAGAAAGUGAUGUUUCCAUCCUUUAACUUCACUGUGGGGCCAAACUCAAGAAGGGCCCUUCUUCUACACCGACCACGCGCCUCGGCCCGGCCCCUGCCCAUCCAAUAUAAAUAUUAUAAAUACCUUAUAAAUACUAUUGAUAAAGUUAAUUGUGCCACUUCCUGAUCUUGCGUGGUUUUACAUGUUUUGUUUCUACAUCCCCCCACUUUGGAUCCACGAGGAAAUGACGCAAGUGUUUUCUUCUUCUUCUUCAUCAUCUUCUUCUUCUACUCCUCCUUCUUCUUCUUCUUGCUCCUCCAACAGCUGAACCACAUGAAAUGUUAUUUAAAAAAGAAAAAAGAAAAGAAAAAGAAAAAGAAAAAACAGGCUGCGGAGGAUCAGCUCCUGCAGGGCGAGGAGAAGGUGUACUAGGCCGACUGCCUCAGCCACAGGACUUUUUAUGUACUCCCCCUUUUUUUAUGAGCUGCAGCGAAUGGACUGAAAUCCAGCGGACACCAACCCCCCCAACCACCGCCCCCCCUUCCCUCUAUGUCUCCAUUUUACGAUUGUGACAAAAUCGAAGCUAAAAGAGGAUGAAUUCUUAUCAGUAUUGUGAAUAAUAAACUUGAAAACAAAGAGAAAUUCCACAGAGCUCCCUGUCAUGACUUCCGUUGUAGACUCUCUCACUCACUGUCUCUCUCUCUCUCUCCAAGCGACCAACUUGAACUUUUUGAAUUUCAACACGAUUCGCGGUUAUAUAAGGGAAUCGGUGUUCAUGUAUGUAUAUAUUUAUUUAUGUGUAAUUUAAUGGGAAUUGUAAAUAUGGUGCGUCUGUUUAAACUUCCUUUUUUUAUUUAUCUGGUGCCUCCUGUUUUAGUGGGUUUGGAUAUUCGGUUAGUUCUUCAUGUGAUUUUAUGUUUUUUUUUCUUUCUUUUUUUUUCCUAGAAAACAAGUUUGGGGUAUUUUUUAUUUCUCUGGGAUAUUUCAAUUCAGCCCUCUUGUAGCAUGUUGAGGCGACAUUGAAGCAAGUGAACAAAUUUAAUAGAAAUAAACUUCCAUUUCUCUCUCUCUCUCUCUAUCUAUAUAUAUAUAUCAUUCUUAUUUCAGUUUUUAAUUUGAAACAGAGCAUAAGUGACACCCUGAGGAGAACUGUUUUUUUUUCGUGUGUGCGUGUGUGUUUCUAUUUUCGUUUUUAUACAAGCUUUUAUGUGUUGUGCCAAUCAGAAUACGUUUCACCCCUUGUUUUCUCUCCUUGAGCACCAUAAAAGCAAUAAAUGGAAUAUUGUAUUUUUUUUUAUUUUAUUUUUUUUUUAAAGAAAAAAAAAUGUUGAAAGACGCUCAAAAAACAUUUGAUUUGGGGACCACCUGAUUAUCUUGUUAUGUCCGAUAAUGUCCACAAUUGGAGGCGGUUUUAGCUGUAUUGUAUAGACAUGUGCUGGCAAUAGUUCCCAUGCCUGUCAAUGUAUUAUAGUCCUUUGUUGCCCUGAAAAAAAUAAAUAUUUGAUACGCUU
Solea senegalensis (Senegalese sole) is the source of this 3377-nucleotide messenger RNA. RefSeq names its product transcription factor AP-2 alpha (gene tfap2a). Gene Ontology annotation, molecular function: DNA-binding transcription factor activity, RNA polymerase II-specific; RNA polymerase II transcription regulatory region sequence-specific DNA binding. Gene Ontology annotation, biological process: anatomical structure development; regulation of cell population proliferation; regulation of transcription by RNA polymerase II. The transcript is spliced from 7 exons. The record is from RefSeq and is a predicted model, not a curated record. Bases 623 to 1897 code for a protein of 424 amino acids. Gene Ontology annotation, cellular component: nucleus. NCBI's taxonomy places the organism in Eukaryota, Metazoa, Chordata, Actinopteri, Pleuronectiformes, Soleidae.